Molecule: messenger RNA, 6659 nt
Organism: Callorhinchus milii (elephant shark)
Lineage: Eukaryota; Metazoa; Chordata; Chondrichthyes; Chimaeriformes; Callorhinchidae
Gene: pi4kab
Product: phosphatidylinositol 4-kinase, catalytic, alpha b
Exons: 55
Coding region: 7-6303 (2098 amino acids)
Biological process (GO): phosphatidylinositol-mediated signaling; phosphatidylinositol phosphate biosynthetic process
Cellular component (GO): plasma membrane; cytoplasm
Molecular function (GO): 1-phosphatidylinositol 4-kinase activity
Source: RefSeq, a predicted model, not a curated record
UCCAAGAUGGCGGACGUGGCGGCUCGGGGAGGCGGCGGCGGCGGCUUCUACCUGAGCACCGUGCUGAGCCUGGCCCGCUCCCUGGCCGCCCAGACACCCGCCUCUAUUCACAAGGUAGAAAAGUUGUUAUGUAUGUGCCCUGUGGAUUUUCAUGGCAUUUUCCAGCUGGAUGAAAGGCGCAGGAACGCUGUUAUUGCUUUGGGCAUUUUCUUGGUGGAGUCAGACCUUCAGCACAAAGACACAUUGGUCCCUUAUCUCCUGAGGCUCUUGAAAGGAUUGCCAAAAGUCCAAUGGAUCGAAGACAGCUGUGGCAAGAAAUGUCGUGAAAAGCUUCCUGUGGCUGAAAACUUCAGUUUCUCUCUGGUGACGUUGCUGUUUGACGUGGCGUUGAAGGACACCACGCUGCGGGUUCAGAUCCUGGUGACUAUAUUGGAAGUGAUGGAGGUGCUGUUGGGGAUAUGUCUGGCACCUCAGACUCAGGAUAAAGAAUACCUGUGCAGAUACAUAGUGCCGAGCUUGAUCGGCACCAGCAGAGCUUUCGGCCGCUACAGCAAUGCGGACGAAUCCCUUCUCUCUAAGCUCUUCCCGAAGAUGUCGCCACAGUCGCCCCGAGCUCCAGAGGAGAUGGAGGGAAUCCGCCGGCGUUCCUUCAACGAUUUCCGCUCCAUCCUGCCCAGCUCCCUGCUGGCCGUCUGCCAGUCCAGCGACAGCCUGCGGCGCAAAACCAGCAGCAUCUCCAACGUCUCCCAGGCAAGUCCCGAGCGCUCUGUACUUCCUUCCUCCCCCGGAGCAGCCACGUUGCAGUAUUUUGAAGGUGCGUACUUGCCUGAUGGCAGUGCUCUGGAUCCCCAGUAUUACUUCUGCAACAUUAGCUCCAGCUUCUCCGUGUCCCCUCUGUUCACCGGCUGCAGCAAGAAGGAGUUUGAUAUCCCCAUGGACAGCCUCCGACAGCUACUGCACAUGGUCAAACGGAUUGUGCCAGAGCCGGUUCUGAAAGCCUUGGAUGAGGCCUUGCUGGAGGUUAUAGAGACCAGCCCAGGGUUGGACCUGUAUUACCAAAAUUUCAGUGAUCCUCUCUACGUGGUGGUGUUCAAAAUGCUGAGGGACACUUUGUACUACAUGAAAGACCUGCAGUCCGGCUUCGUGAAGGAGGUGCACGACUUUGUACUGGAGCAGUUCAGCAGCAGCCAGUCUGAACUGCAGAAGAUCUUACACGACAUGGACCAUUUCCAGAACGAGUUCAACCCUCUAAAGCUCCGCUGCCAAGCCAACGCUGCCUGUGUGGACCUGAUGGUGUGGGCAGUGAAGGAUGAGCAAGGCGCGGAGAAUCUGUGUUCAAAGCUUUCGGAAAAGCUGCAGUCUAAGACAUCCAGUAAAAUCAUUUUGUCCCACAUGCCCUUGCUGAUUUGCUGUUUGCAGGGUCUGGGGCGAUUGUGUGAACGGUUUCCGGUUACGGUUCAUUUGGUGACUGCGUCACUGAGAGAUUUCCUGGUGGUGCCUUCCCCAGUGCUGGUCAAGCUGUACAAAUACCACAGUCAAUUCACUUCAGGAGGUGGGAGUGACAUUAAAAUCAGUAUAACUAACGAGCAUUCAGAAGCUACAGUGAAUAUGCUGUUAUCUAAGAAAAAGCAGCAGUCUAUGUACGAGCAACUCCGAGACAUUGCUAUAGAUAACAUCUGCAGGUGUCUAAAGGCAGGGUCAGCCGCAGACCCAGUGAUCGUGGAAGCAUUCUUAGCCAGCUUAUCCAAUCGACUCUACAUCUCCCAAGAGAACGAUAAAGAGGCCCACCUGAUCCCCGACCACACCAUCCGUUCCCUGGGCCACAUCGCCGUGGCACUGAGGGACACCCCGAAGGUGAUGGAACCCAUUCUUCAAAUCCUGCAGCAGAAGUUCUGCCAGCCCCCCUCACAGCUCGAUGUCCUGAUCAUCGAUCAGCUGGGCUGCAUGGUCAUCACGGGAAACCAAUAUAUUUACCAGGAAGUGUGGAAUCUCUUCCAACAAAUCAGUGUGAAGGCGAGUUCCAUCGUGUACUCGGCAACUAAAGACCACAAAGAUCAGGGCUACAGGCACUGUUCCCUGGCUGUCAUCAAUGCUCUGGCUAACAUAGCCGCUAACCUGCAGGGGGAGCAGGUGGUGGAUGAGCUGCUUGUCAAUCUGCUGGAGCUUUUUGUCCAGUUGGGUUUGGAAGGAAAACGAGCGAGCGAGAGAGCCAGCGAGAAAGGUCCUGCCCUGAAGGCUUCAAGCAGUGCAGGCAAUUUAGGAGUUCUUAUUCCAGUCAUUGCUGUGUUGACCAGGCGCUUGCCACCAAUCAAGGAUGCUAAGCCCAGGCUUCAGAAGCUGUUCCGGGAUUUCUGGCUGUACUCUGUGGUCAUGGGCUUUGCUGUGGAGGGCUCAGGGCUGUGGCCCGAGGAGUGGUACGAGGGUGUGUGUGAGAUCGCCACCAAGUCGCCGUUGCUGACCUUCCCGGGAGGAGAGCCCUUGCGCUCCGAGCUGCAGUACAACUCUGCCCUCAAGAAUGAUACUGUUUCCCCGGCUGAACUGAACGAAUUGAGAAGCACCAUCAUCAACCUGCUUGAACCUCCACCCGAGGUCUCGGCUCUCAUUAACAAACUGGAUUUUGCCAUGUCAACAUACCUGCUCUCCAUGUACCGCCUGGAGUAUAUGAGGGUGUCUCGUUCUACAGACCAGGAUCGCUUCCAGGUCAUGUUCCGUUACCUGGAGGAUAAAGCUAUUCAGAAAGACAAAGCAGGUAUGAUGCAGUGUGUGGUUGCAGUGGCUGAUAAAGUAUUCGAGGUUUUCCUGGCGGUGAUGGCAGACAAGCCCAAGACCAAGGAGAAUGAGGAAGAGCUGGAGAAACACGCACAGUUCCUGCUGGUCAAUUUCAACCACAUCCACAAGAGGAUCCGGAGGGUUGCUGACAAGUUUCUGUCCGGCCUGGUGGAUAGAUUCCCCCAUCUGUUGUGGAGUGGCACAGUCCUGAAGACGAUGCUGGACAUCCUUCAGACCCUGUCCCUGUCGCUCUGUGCAGACAUCCACAAAGAUCAGCCCUAUUACGGCAUACAAGACACACCUUACAGGAUCACCGUACCUGACACCUAUGAAGGCAGAGAGAGCAUCGUCCGAGACUUUGCUGCUCGCUGCGGUGGGAUCCUUCAGGAGGCGAUGAAAUGGGCUCCGUCUGUGACCAAAUCCCACCUUCAGGAAUACUUGAACAAGCACCAGAACUGGGUGUCUGGUCUCUCUCAGCACACUGGUGUGGCUAUGGCGACUGAAAGUAUCCUGAGCUUCGCAGGGUAUAACAGACACAACACAACCCUGGGGGUCACUCAGCUGACAGAAAGGCCGGCUUGUGUGAAGAAGGAUUACUCCAACUUCAUGUCUUCUCUUAAUCUACGCAACCGUGCAGCGGGAGAGAUCGCGGGGAUGAUUCAGUACUCGGAGGCCACCAGUCGUCAGUCCGACCUGAACCAAGUCAUGAUCACAAAGCUGAAUGAUUCGCUGGAGACAGGGAAGAGUGAGGCCUACACACAGGCCAUGUUCAACCUGACUGCCUUGCUGAUCAGCAGCAAGGACUGUGAUCCCCAGCUCCUUCACCACCUGUGCUGGGGUCCCUUACACAUGUUCACAGACCUGGGCAUGGAGACUGCGGUGGCCUGCUGGGAGUGGCUGCUGGCUGCCAAGAACGGCAUUGAGGUGCCAUUCAUGCGAGAAAUGGUUGGUGCCUGGCAGAUGACGGUGGAGCAGAAAAGCGGUCUUUUCAGCGAGGAUGAGAGAGAAGCAGAUCCUCUGUCAGCGUCUGAGGAGAGCCAGCCCAAGCCCUGCGCCCCCAACGUCACGCCCCAUCACAUCUGGAUCGAGUUCCUGAUGCAGAGGUUUGAGAUUGCCAAGUACUGCAGCGCAGACCAGGUGGAGAUCUUUGGCAGCCUGCUCCAGCGAUCUCUGUCACUCAACGUGGGCCGACCAAAGGGCUAUCUGAACCGGCACGUGGCUGCCAUCGGCCCACGAUUCAAGCUGUUAAUGCUGGGCCUUGCCAUGCUACACGCUGAUGUCAUUGCCGAUGCCACCAUUCGGAACAUGCUGAGAGAGAAGGUCUAUUCAACCGCCUUCGACUAUUUUAGUGUGGCCCCCAAAUACCCCACGCAAGAGGAGAAGACGCUGCGGGAAGAUAUCAGCAUUAUGAUCAAGUUCUGGACAGCUAUGUUCUCGGACAAGAAAUACCUAACUGCAAACCAGCUUGUUCCACCAGACAAUCAGGACCCGUCUGUCAACAGUCUGUCUGUUAUGGCUGUGACCGAUUCACGCAACAAUCUCGACGUAGCCGUGGGAUCCCGACAGCAGCCCGCCCAGGGCUGGAUCAACACCUACCCCCUGUCUAGCGGCAUGUCAACCAUAUCCAAAAAAUCAGGGUUAUCCAAGAAAACCAACAAAGGCACUCAACUGCACAAGUACUACAUGAAACGGAGAACACUCCUCUUGUCUUUAAUGGCCAGCGAGAUAGAACACCUGACCACCUGGUACAACCCUCUGUCAUCCCCUGAGAUGGCAAUGGAUCAGACCGGGGAGGUGAACGUCACAAACUGGCGCUCCAAAUACAUGACGCUGAGCGAGAAGCAAUGGAAGGACAACGUCAACCUGGCCUGGAGUAUCUCCCCUUAUCUGGCCAUCCAGCUGCCCAUCAGGUUCAAGAACACUGAAGCCAUCGGGGCUGAGGUGACUCGUUUAGUGAGGCUGGACCCUGGGGCAGUCAGUGAUGUGCCUGAAGCCAUUAGGUAUUUGGUGACUUGGCACACAAUCGAUGCUGAUGCCCCAGAGCUGAGCCACAUCCUGUGCUGGGAGCCCACAGACCCCCCCACAGCCCUCUCCUACUUCUCCAGCCUGUACCCGCCUCACCCGCUGACAGCUCAGUACGCGGUCAAAGUGCUGCGUUCCUUCCCUCCGGAUGCAAUUCUAUUCUACAUCCCGCAAAUCGUUCAAGCUCUCAGAUAUGACAAGAUGGGAUACGUGAGAGAGUAUAUCUUGUGGGCAGCUGCCAAGUCCCAGCUAUUAGGGCACCAGUUCAUCUGGAAUAUGAAAACCAAUAUAUUCACUGAUGAAGAAGCUCACCAUAAGGACCCUGACAUUGGUGAGUUGUUGGAACAACUUGUAGAAGAGAUCACCGGCUCACUGUCUGGUCCGGCCAAGGACUUUUACCAGCGGGAGUUUGACUUCUUUAACAAGAUCACAAAUGUGUCUGCAAUCAUCAAGCCGACACCCAAGGGCGAGGAAAGGAAGCGAGCCUGUCUGAAGGCUUUAUCUGAGAUCAAAGUGCAGCCGGGCUGUUACCUCCCCAGCAAUCCAGAGGCUGUCGUCUAUGACAUCGACUACAAGUCAGGAACUCCCAUGCAAAGCGCUGCUAAAGCUCCCUAUUUGGCUAAGUUUAAAGUGAAAUGGUGUGGAGUGAGCGAGCUGGAGAAGGAAGGUCUCCGGCUCUCGGAUGCCUCGGCUGAACAGGGCAGCGAGAGAGACGGCAGCGACGAUACAUCUUGGCAAGCGGCGAUUUUUAAAGUUGGUGACGACUGCAGGCAGGACAUGCUGGCUUUACAGAUCAUUGGUCUGUUCAAGAACAUUUUUCAGCUCGUGGGUUUAGACCUGUUUGUAUUUCCCUACAGGGUUGUGGCUACAGCACCAGGGUGCGGGGUGAUCGAGUGUAUCCCCGACUGUAAGUCACGCGAUCAGCUGGGACGACAGACAGACUUUGGGAUGUACGAUUACUUCAGGAACCAGUAUGGAGACGAGUCAACUCAGGUAUUCCAGAAGGCCCGCUAUAAUUUUAUCCGCAGCAUGGCUGCCUACAGCCUCAUUCUCUUCCUACUGCAGAUCAAAGACCGACACAACGGGAAUAUCAUGCUGGAUCGGAAAGGUCACCUCAUCCACAUAGAUUUCGGCUUCAUGUUUGAGAGCUCGCCGGGAGGUAACCUGGGCUGGGAGCCUGACAUCAAACUCACCGACGAGAUGGUUAUGAUCAUGGGCGGCAAGAUGGAGGCCACACCCUUCAAGUGGUUCAUGGAGAUGUGUGUCAGGGGCUACCUCGCCAUCAGACCUUAUAUGGAUGCUGUUGUUUCUCUGGUCACUCUCAUGCUGGACACCGGGCUGCCUUGUUUCCGUGGACAGACCAUCAAACUGCUCAAACAAAGAUUCAACCCGAACGUGAGUGAGAGAGAGGCAGCGAACUUCAUCAUCAAAGUCAUUCAGAACUGCUUCUUAAGCAACAGGAGUAAGACGUACGACAUGAUUCAGUAUUACCAGAACCAGAUACCCUACUGAACAACCCAGUCUCCUGACGGACCACACUUCCCUCCCAGUACUGUAUAAUAGCACUUUCCACGUUCUCAGUCUGUUCCAGCUGUGUUUUUAACUCGUAUCUUAUUUUUUCUGGCCGUCACAACAAUCACUUGUUUAGAGAAGAGAUUCAAUCAUUCUAUUUAUAAUUCUAGAUCGGAUCAAAUCAUCGCAGCAGCAUCGAAUUGCACUAUAUCUGUCUGUCUGUCUUGUUAUGCUGUUCUGAUGGUGAGAUACAUAUCAAACUCGCCGCCCGUGGAGAUAUUUUUCUGUAGUGAGUGUAAAUGUGUCAGCAGAUCUGGUAAAUCUAUUAUGUAAAUAAAGUAGUCCCUUCAAUGCGA